Fusarium sp. VM40 is the source of this 1698-nucleotide messenger RNA. NCBI's taxonomy places the organism in Eukaryota, Fungi, Ascomycota, Sordariomycetes, Hypocreales, Nectriaceae. The record is from the annotation of a GenBank genome assembly.
AUGGACGACGACGCAAAGACAGCCUCGGGGACAGGCCCAGGCCUCAGAUUCGACAAUAUCUCAACCGAUAGCGAGGUUAUUCUCACACCUGACCCCGAAGCACCUACUUCUCCCAGCAACCCGCCUGCCGACUCGGCCCUGCUCGAUACUCCCAUGUUAGGUGCUACUACACCAAGAGGCUCGAUGCAUUCGAGAAACCCAUCCUUCUCAGGCAGCAGUUCCAACCAUGAGGACUGGGAUGGAAUCCCACCUCUUGAUCGUUUGUCUGUGCUUGACCUCCUUGACAACUUUACGUUACCCCAACAGCUCGAGAAGCUUCAGAAGAACUUCUCGGUUCAUACAGAAAAGGUUCGCCGCUCCAGAGAGGCCAUCAAGACCAAGACACAGUCCGCACGAGACCGCAUGGUGGAAGAGUGGAGACGCCGAGUCCCUGAGGCUGAUGAGCAGCUCGAUCGCUACCGCAAGCAAAUGCAGCGACGUGUCGACAAGCUUGGGAAGCGAUGGAGCGAUACAAAGGUCAUCAGUGCUCGAGAGAAGGUAUCCUUCAUCUUUGGUGUCAUGAACAUCUUCAUUAGUGGUUACCUUAUCGGCGCAUACCCAGAAUACUUCCAUUGGUGGUACACUGCACAACUCCUGUACUUCAUGCCAAUCCGCUUCUUUACCUACCACCGCCGCGGUUACCAUUACUUCCUGGCAGACCUCUGCUAUUUCACCAACCUGUUGCUGGCACUCUCGAUUUGGGUAUUCCCUGGUUCCAAGCGCCUCUUUACUGCUUCGUACUGUCUGGCCUUUGGUAAUAAUGCCGUUGCUAUCAUCAUGUGGCGCAACUCGCUUGUCUUCCACAGCUUUGACAAGGUAACCUCGCUAUUCAUCCACAUCAUGCCGUGCGCAACUUUGCAUUGCAUUGUUCAUCUGUUCUCGCCCGAGAAGCAGAAGGAACUCUUCCCUGCCAUCUGGACCAUCAAGAAUUCACCGCCAGGAUCGCCAACGGCGUAUGCCAAUGUUGUCUCCAUGCUUGCUUGGAGUACCCUGCCUUACAUUUUCUGGCAGUUUUUGUACUACUUCUUUAUAACUGUGCGCCGGAGAGACAAGAUUGCGGCCGGUCGGCCAACCUCCUUCACUUGGUUGAAGAAGUCGUAUGCUAAAACCUGGUUGGGGAAAUUUGUGCUACGACAACCAGAGCGUUUGCAGGAAGCCACCUUCAUGCUCAUCCAGUAUUCCUACGCUCUUCUUACCAUGCUUCCUUGUCCGCUCUGGUUCCUUAGCCGCUGGGCUUCGGCGAUAUUCCUCAUGGCCGUCUUCACCUGGAGUAUUUACAAUGGUGCCACGUAUUACAUUGACGUAUUUGGCGUGCGCUUCCAGAAGGAGUUGGAAGCCAUGAAGGCCGAGGUAGCACAAUGGCAAAACUCCCCAGAACACAUGCCACAAUCGCCCCCUUUGAAUGCUCGACCCGAAGGACCUUUUGCUCAUCAGCAAGGUCGGCAGGGGGCAGCACCCUCAGGGUCCACAGGGCAGAUUCCUUCCAUGAACGAAGUCAGCCGCGAGAAGGACUUGAUGAAAGACACAUCUCUGGCUAGUAACGAUGCGAACCGAUCAGUGAGCGUGGACAAGAUCCCGCUUUUAGAUGAAACACGAAACUCUUCUACGGGAAUUGAUCGAAACCAGGUUAAUAAUACUCGAGGCCGGAGAGCGGGUUAG